GGGAGGGGGGGGGCUGUGUCCGAAACUGGGACGUCCCACUGGAAAUGUCUUCUGAGGGACCAGUUGAGGCUGUUAGAUCGUCCUGCGCUCUGAACACCGCUGACUUCUUCUGUUGACCCUGCUCUGCAAAGCUAACGACUUUGAAGAUGAGGGUGUGGAUCGUCUUCCUCCUGUGCCUGGCUGGCCACGCCAUGGCUGCUCCUACUGAGGAAACCAUUGAGGAGGACAUCAUUGCUGAGGAGGACAUCAUUGCUGAGGAGGACAUCAUUGUCGAGGAGCCAGUUGUUGAGGAGCCCGAGGUCGGAGCCAACCCAGUUCAGGUUGAGGUCGGAGAGUUUGAUGAGGCCAUCGACAUCUUUGAGGAGGAACAGGUUCUUGCUGAUAACCCCUGCCUGGAUUACCACUGCAAGAAGGGCAAAGUGUGUGAGGUCGAUGAUGACAACACCCCCAUGUGUGUGUGCCAGGAUCCCUCCACCUGCGCCUCUGCCGAGGGAGAGUUCGAGCAUGUUUGCGGCACCAACAACGCCACCUACGACACCUCUUGCCACUUCUUCGCCACCAAGUGCGCUCUGGAGGGAACCAAGAAGGGCCACAAGCUGCACCUGGACUACAUCGGACCCUGCAAAUACAUCGAUGCCUGCCUGGACUCUGAGCUGAGCGAGUUCCCCCUGCGUAUGAGGGACUGGCUGAAGAACGUUCUGGUGACUCUGUACGAGCGCGACGAGGAGAACAACCUGCUGACCGAGAAGCAGAAGCUCAGGGUGAAGAAGAUCUUCGAGAACGAGAAGAGGCUGCAGGCCGGCGAACACUCUCUGGACCUGCUGGCUCACGACUUCGAGAAGAACUACAACAUGUACAUCUUCCCCGUGCACUGGCAGUUCGGACAGCUGGACCAGCACCCCGUUGAUGGGUACCUCACCCACUCUGAGCUCUCCCCCCUGCGCGCCCCCCUCAUCCCCAUGGAGCAUUGCACCACCCGAUUCUUCGAGGAGUGUGACGCCGACAGCGACAAAUACAUCGCCCUGGAGGAGUGGGCCUCCUGCUUCGGCAUCAAGGACCAGGACGUGGACAAAGACCUCAUCAUCUAAGCUCCUCGCAGUACGAAGACUCCUCGUCGCUACUAACGGGACAAGGUGCUGAUCCCUAAAUUAAAAAUAAGAUAAAUCACGGUGCUAAUUGCAAAUGAUUUUGUAUUUGUUUUUUAAAUAAUGACCUUUUCUUACCUAUACCACUAAAAAAAGAGAUAACAAAAGGUGCACAAUCUGUACUAACCCUCACAUGUUGGUGAACUCGUGUUUGUUGAACCCAGUAAAGAAAGACCUCGAUGUAAAUGUGUGUUGUUGACAAUAUGAUAUAUAUGUUAUGGUUCUGUUCAGGGCAUUUUAAUUGGACGUCAAUUUGAUUCAUUACCGUGAGGAGACAAAAACUGUAAAGUGGAAAAUAAAGUUUCUAAAUAAA
Molecule: messenger RNA, 1458 nt
Organism: Eleginops maclovinus (Patagonian blennie)
Lineage: Eukaryota; Metazoa; Chordata; Actinopteri; Perciformes; Eleginopidae
Gene: sparc
Product: secreted protein, acidic, cysteine-rich (osteonectin)
Exons: 10
Coding region: 147-1088 (313 amino acids)
Biological process (GO): anatomical structure development
Molecular function (GO): calcium ion binding; extracellular matrix binding; collagen binding
Source: RefSeq, a predicted model, not a curated record